AUGAAAGUAGAAAUAACAACAAGCCACACACGAGUAAGCCUUGUUGCAGUGAUGGCUUGCAUCGUGUGUACGAUGAUGAUGAUGAUCGGAGGAGGAGGAAGUUUGUGGAUGGUUCAGGCUGAAAAAUCAACGUGUGCUCUCAAUGCUCAAUAUCCAACCAGUUAUACCCAUUGUGCUGGUAUUACUUGUGGGGCAACAUCGGCCAUGGUGUUUGCUACACCCGGUGAAGAUGUAGAUACAAGAAUAACAACCAGAUCUGUUUUAUCAUCAAGUACUUCUACAACUGGAUCUUACAUCACUUCAAACACUCGAUCAGUCGUGGAGCAAACUCAAGCCACUGAUCUUGCAUCGGGUGUAUUGCCUCUCUCUGUGGGUUGUCCAUGCGAUCCGGUGAGAGAUGUUGGAGCUCGUUUCACUCAAUGUGAUAAUAGUACUAAUACAAAGGCUGCUUUCUUCUUUUUCAAGCCUCCUGCCGUGUGUACGGGAUAUAAUUUGCCUGCACCAGUCACUGGUAUUCCUUGUGAUAUGAUUUGUGAGGAAGGAACUCGUUUGGAAAUGUCGAGUAAGACUUGUCUUCAUUGUGAUCCGGGUUCCUAUGCUCAUUCUGGAGAGUUGAGUUUGAAUACUUGGAUUGCUACUGGAACAGAUGCCAAUGUGGAAAAACCAAUUCUUCCUCCACAAAUGAGGACUUAUUGUACAAACUUUGCUUGGGCACCAACAUGUUCUCCUUGGCAACCACGUGGUGAUUAUAUUGACAGUGGUGACAACAGAAACAAACCAUUCUCAAAGAACUACCUUGAAUAUUCUGCUGAAAUUUCUCAAACAGCUGUCAAUAAGGGACUUGCUAGCAUUUCAUUUGAAUAUCAAGUGGAUGCCGAACAAUACUAUGACUUUUUAUACUUUUAUAUGGAUGGUAGCUCUGAUUAUUUGGUUAAGGCUGAUCGACAACUCUCUUGGAAAAAAGUCAGCUUCCCAAUUACCAAAGCAGGAUUCCACACAUUCCAAUGGUUAUACAGCAAAGACUCUUCCAAAGAUGAAGGUGAAGAUCGUGCCAAGAUCAGAAAUAUUUCAAUUAUGGGAGCAGUUGACAAGGAAGUUGUCACUCGAUGCGAAAAUUGUACCAAAGGAACUUAUUCUAAUGGUACUCAUCCAUGCUUACCAUGUCCACCUGGUACUUAUCAAAACGAAGAAGGAAUGUCCUCAUGUAAGGCAUGUCCUCCUGGACAUACUUCCUUCUCUGGUGCCACAGAAUGUUUCAUGGCUAAUGUACCUUGUACAAAGAAUGAUUACUCGUUCAGAUAUGGAUCUAUCUGUGAAAAUAACAGAAGAACCAUUGACUAUUUCUGGAUUUUACCAAAAGUUUGUAACGAGUCAAGAAAUGACAGUGAACAAUUACCACCAUCUUCUACUGCAUUAUGCAGCGAAACCAUCAAGUGUGGCCUUGGUAUGAAAAAGACAAUUGUUGGAAACUCUCAAACUUGUACUUAUUGUGAACCUGGAUUUUUCAAUGAUCAUGACAAUCGUAACAAUAAUGAUACCGACAUUCAUGCAAGAUCUAUCCAUCAUGCUGAAACGGAAUGUGAACCUUGCAAGAGCAAUGAGGCUUCUCGUUUCAAAAUUCUUCACCUUUAUGAUGUAAUUGGUGAUGUGAGCACUUCAUAUACUUCAUCUUGUGUUGGUGAAUGCUUGACUAAUGUGGGAUGGAGAGAUUUGGGAUCUGCUGGCUUAGAUUCUGGUGUUGGAAAUGGAAAAUCAGUCACUCGUUUAUCAUUUACUAAUUUACCAAAAGUAACAUUGGAAGAGGACAUUACUCCAUCAUUCAGUGUCAGAUUGUUCCUUUCGUGUCCUAUCAACAGUGGAAGUAGAGUUGACUUUUUAGUUGAUGGAGUCGCCAGAAAGUCUGUUCAAUGUAGUGGAUGUAAAAAAUUCGAAGAGGAUGAAUACGAAGUAGAAGAAGAUUGGCAAACAGUUGACAUUCCACUUACAAUGACCGAACGUAAGAAGGAUCAACUGUUGUUCGAUAUCAACUUUGUAACUUUGGACGCUCCUACAUCAUUGAACGAAUCUUUCACUUGUAAUCGUGCUGUUGUAUCCAAGGUAUCACUCAGUGGUGUUUCAGGUAACGUUGGUGGUGCCGUUCUCUGCAAUACUUGUGCAGGAGGUCAAUAUCCAAAAUUGGACAAGUGUGAAUCUUGCUCUGCUGGUUACUACUCUGCUCCAGCAAGUGCUAACUGUUCAAUCUGUGACGCCAAUCAGUUCAGUUAUGCCUCAAGUGAUAAGUGUUAUAACUGUGGUAAGGGACAAACCAGUUCAAAGGGCAGUUCAACUUGUUCAUGGACGAACAAUGAAGUUUGUGUGUCAACCAACAAAUUAGACUCAACUUCACAACGCUUUGAAUUCCAAAAGUUAGGUGCACUUUUAGGUAACACUCGUUUCUUCACCACUUCCAUCAUGGACGCCUUUUUCUAUUUUGAUGUGUGCAAGGCCAACAAUGCAAGUCAAGUGGGUCCACGUAGCUCCAUGACCAUUGGUGGUGGUCGACCAAUGUUGACCAUGUUUGAUUUUGAUCAAGCCACUCAAUUAUUUGCCAUGAUGAACUCGUUCUCAGAGCAAUAUGCCAUGGCUGACAAUUGCCCACCAGGAUCCUACGCAUGUGUGAAAUAUAGAAACGGUCAAGUGGUUGAUUUUGGUAACUCCAUUUCAAUGGAAACUAUUUAUGAUACUUCACCAAACGUGAAUAAUGUGGGAAUUUCUAUCACUGUGCAAAACUAUCAAAAUGUUUGUUUCAACAAUGUUACAAAGAAAGACGGACCUGCAAAGAUUACCAUUGUUGCCAUGUGUACUGUGGAUAGUUCCACUGAGUCUUCACUUGCUGAUAAUCCUCGUUUGAGAGCAGUGGACGACACUGGCUGCAAUUUCCGUUUGGAUACUCUCUCAAUUUAUGGAUGCCCAUUGUGUGCUGAGAGUGAUUUCACACGACUAGAAGGAGAAUGCAAUAAGGACACCAAGACUAGACCCAUCCGAUUUACAAGAAAGGAAGGUUUGCAACACAAGUGUGCCAGAGGUCCAAAUGAUCUCACAAAUGAUGUGAAAACAGAGACAUGCGAACCAUUGUCCAUCGAAACACCAUAUUGGAUUAUUGGAACUGUGUUGGGAGUUUGCUUGGUUAUCCUUGUGGGUAUCUCUAUUGUUGCUGUAUUCUUGUUCUUCAAGUAUAGAAGUAUUUCGAAGAAGUAUGAUCAAUUAAGAGAUGAAGAGACAACCACGAAUCAACAGUUGUAA
This is a messenger RNA of Naegleria fowleri, 3282 nucleotides long. RefSeq lists its product as uncharacterized. Lineage: Eukaryota; Heterolobosea; Eutetramitea; Acrasida; Naegleriidae. The transcript is spliced from 2 exons. The coding region runs from base 1 to 3282 and encodes 1093 amino acids. The record is from RefSeq and is a predicted model, not a curated record.